Aspergillus affinis is the source of this 1053-nucleotide messenger RNA. Its product is annotated as putative Golgi reassembly stacking protein. Lineage: Eukaryota; Fungi; Ascomycota; Eurotiomycetes; Eurotiales; Aspergillaceae. The transcript is spliced from 3 exons. Gene Ontology annotation, biological process: Golgi organization. Gene Ontology annotation, cellular component: Golgi apparatus. The record is from RefSeq and is a predicted model, not a curated record. Bases 1 to 1053 code for a protein of 350 amino acids. Gene Ontology annotation, molecular function: protein binding.
AUGUUUGGAGCUCUAAAUCGAUUUAUUGGGCGUCUGGAUUCCGAUCCUGUCCAGCACCCUCGAUCGCCUGCCACCAACGACAGCGCAUUUGGCUUCCAAGUACUCCGCAACAAGGACUCCGAGCUCCCCCUAGAGCCAUGGUUUGAUUUCAUCGUCGGCAUCAAUGGGCGCCUGAUAGAUGAUCCCGACCCAAAUCUAUUCGCGACUGAGGUGCGCAACUGCGCCGGUUCAAGUGUAACGUUUGAGAUCUGGAGUGCCAAAGGUCAACGGACGCAUACGGUUUCUAUUCCCGUAACACCUUCUAACCCUACACUGGGCCUUGCCCUCCAGCUGGCACCUCUUUCGUCUACGCAGCAUAUCUGGCAUAUCCUGAACAUCCCAUCCCCGCUGAGUCCGGCAUACCGGGCCGGACUGCUGCCACACUCGGACUACAUUAUCGGGACUCCGAGUGGAACGUUACGAGGCGAGUCCGCGCUGGGCGAAUUGGUGGAGGACCACCUGGACCGCACGCUGGUGCUGUGGGUGUACAACAGCGAAUUCGAUGUCGCACGUGAGGUAGAACUGGUGCCUACCCGGGGCUGGGGCGGGGAGGGUGCACUGGGUGCUGAGCUGGGAUACGGCGCUCUACAUCGGCUGCCCGUGGGGUUGGGCGAAGAAGUCGAGGGGCCCGGCGAGGUGGUCUUCGAGACGCGAGAGGACGGCACCUCAACUCCUGUCCCGGCUCAUUUGGGCGCGGCGCAGAGCGUGGGAACAGCCGCGCCGCCUGUUGGGGGCCAAUUCCUCGUCCCUGCCAACAUUUCUACGCCGCCUCCUUUGGGGCCCCAGCCCGGCACUCUGCCUCCCAUGGGACACGCGCACUCCGGACCACGUCGGGGCAAGGCCCGACCUGCGGGGGUAUCGCCCAGCCGGGCCUUUGACGACUACUUUGCCGAAGGGGAACAGAAAAGUAAGGAGCAGGAUCUCGCCCCGUCUCGCAAAUCCACGCCGCUGCCUCCUCCGCCCAAGGCUGGCAUGCGAUCUCCCCCGACCGCGGAACAACCAGCCGGGCCAUAG